Messenger RNA from Oncorhynchus kisutch (coho salmon), 3182 nucleotides. RefSeq names its product ectodermal-neural cortex 2 (gene enc2). NCBI's taxonomy places the organism in Eukaryota, Metazoa, Chordata, Actinopteri, Salmoniformes, Salmonidae. The coding region runs from base 353 to 2122 and encodes 589 amino acids. Gene Ontology annotation, cellular component: cytoplasm; Cul3-RING ubiquitin ligase complex. The transcript has 3 exons. Gene Ontology annotation, biological process: ubiquitin-dependent protein catabolic process. The record is from RefSeq and is a predicted model, not a curated record. Gene Ontology annotation, molecular function: protein binding.
AUUCAAUUCGAUUGGUGUAUUAGUUGUCAAAAUCGCGCCCAUUUCCAGAAAGGUCUACUUUUAUUGGCUGUUUUGCAGAUUUGCAUGAAAUAGGUUAACGGGAUUGGGUGAGGACACGUCAAUCACUUGCAAGCGAGACCACUGGAUAUGAAUUUUUCUGAUUUCCCACCUCAGACAGAACUCAGCUGCAGACAAAGUGGCUUGAAAGGACCUCAACUACUAGAGUGAAAUUUAAAUAAUGGCUUUAGCAAUUGACCAGAAACUGUACACCUCUUGGGUUCCCGUCUAACAACCAUAUUUAUUUGGAGAAAUUGAGACGAGCGACUCCCUGGGUCUGGAGAUCUCUGAAACCAUGUCAGUCACCGUCCACGAGAACCGAAAGUCCCGGACCAGCACGGGCUCCAUGAACAUCUCUCUGUUCCAUAAGCCCUCGCAUCCAGACAGUGUGCUCACCCACCUCAACACCCUCCGAAAGCAAUGCAUGUUCACUGAUGUGACACUGUGGGCGGGGGACCGCUCCUUCCCCUGCCAUCGGGCCGUACUAGCUGCAUGCAGCCGCUACUUUGAGGCCAUGUUCAGUGGAGGCUUGAGGGAGAGCCUGGACAAUGAGGUGAACUUCAGAGACAGUGUGCACCCAGAAGUGCUGGAGCUGCUGCUUGACUUUGCUUACUCAUCACGCGUCAUCAUCAAUGAGGAGAACGCAGAGUCGUUACUCGAGGCGGGAGACAUGCUGCAGUUCCACGACAUCCGAGACGCUGCCGCAGAGUUCCUGGAGAAGAACCUGCACUCGUCCAACUGCCUGGGCAUGAUGCUGCUGUCCGACGCCCACCAGUGCAAACGGCUAUAUGAGCUCUCCUGGAGGAUGUGCCUGGUGCACUUUGAGGCGGUGCGGGACACAGAGGACUUCUACGGCCUCAACAAGGACAAGCUGCUGGACCUGAUCCUCAGUGACGAGCUGGAGAUCGAGGAUGAGCAGAUCGUGUUCAACGCUGUGAUGCGCUGGGUGCGAUAUGACCUGGAUGGCCGCAGAGACUACCUCCCUGAGCUGCUGCGGGGCAUCCGCCUGGCCCUGCUGCCCUCUGAGUGUCUGAUCGAGGCGGUGGCCUGCGAGGAGCUGGUGAUGUCAGACAAGAGGAGCCGGCAGAUCGUGGAGGAGGCCAUGCAGUGCAAGAAGAAAAUUCUGCAGAACGAUGGGGUGGUCACCAGCCCCUGUGCCCGACCCCGCAAGGCAGGCCACACACUGCUCAUCCUGGGAGGACAGACCUUCAUGUGUGAUAAGAUCUACCAGGUGGACCACAAAGCCAAGGAGAUCAUCCCCAAGUCUGACCUGCCCAGCCCCAGGAAGGAGUUCAGUGCCUGUGCCAUCGGCUGUAAGGUCUACGUGACUGGGGGGAGGGGUUCUGAGAACGGGGUGUCUAAGGAUGUUUGGAUCUAUGACACGGUCCACGAGGAGUGGUCUAAAGGAGCACCCAUGUUGAUAGCACGUUUCGGCCAUGGCUCUGCUGAACUGGAGAACUGCCUGUAUGUGGUGGGCGGCCACACUGCCAUAGCAGGUGUCUUCCCUGCCUCCCCCUCAGUCUCCCUCAAACAGGUAGAGCGUUAUGACCCGCUUACAAACAAAUGGACCAUGAUGGCACCACUUAGAGACGGUGUUAGCAAUGCAGCCGUGGUCAGCGCCAAGCUGAAGCUGUUUGUCUUUGGUGGCACCACCAUCCACAGAGACAAGGCCUCCAAGGUGCAGUGCUACGACCCUCUAGGGAACCGUUGGGCCAUCGCAGCAGAGUGUCCGCAGCCGUGGAGAUACACGGCCGCAGCUGUUCUAGGCAGUCAGAUCUUCAUCAUGGGUGGAGACACUGAGUUCACCGCCGCUUCUGCCUACCGCUUUGACUGUGAGACCAACCAGUGGUCUCGUGUUGGGGACAUGACUUCCAAAAGAAUGAGCUGCCAUGCUGUGGCCUCUGGAAACAAACUGUAUGUGGUGGGGGGCUACUUUGGGACGCAGCGUUGCAAGACACUAGACUGUUAUGACCCCACGUCCGAUAGCUGGAACAGUAUAACUACAGUGCCUUACUCACUAAUUCCUACUGCGUUCGUAAGCACCUGGAAACAUCUACCAGCCUAGCUGCCUCUCUACAAGAAUAAGGAGAGGUCUCCAGAACUGGGUGUCACAUGUUUCUGACCGUAGUGACUGGCAGAGGCUUGCUAGGGCUUGCCUGCCAGCAGCACAGCGUGACGUGUGUCCAUCGGGUGACGGGUGUGGCUCCGCCAGCGUCGCCCAUUCCUGCUCCAACUAAAAACACACCCCGCCCCCCCCUCCCCGUUCCAGAUGAUCUGAACACAAGGUCCUCCAAGAGGGAUGUCAUCAGCUGGCUCUACUCCUUCAUAGCACAAAGAGACAUCCACACCAUGCUUCCAAACAGUCUUAUCCAUGACCAUGGAGAGCGAGAGAGACACUUUAUAGACAGACCACUGACUUGGGUUGGGUUUAUUGCUCAGUAUUUUUGACUGAGGCUAUUUUUGAAACGUGUUUUUCUUUUGAGGGAUCCACUACUAGAUCAUUCCACCUCUCAACCCGGGCGAAAUGGCCUCAAGGGCUGAUGUGUUUUUGUAAAUGACAAUUGAUAAACUACAGUAAGCAGGAACACUAUCCGUUCCAUCAUAGGUGGUGCUGUAGGCUCUCAGCACACAGGAUUUAUGAACUCGGCAAACGCUCAUAUCCAACAAAUAGCCUACAGUGCAAGUCAACUUUAUAAAACAAUGAGAUAUAUCAAAGAAACACAUUGUAUCAUUGACCUUUCAAAGGAAAUAGUUGUUUUUUUACAUGGAAACAACAUUGAUUCAACCAGUUUUUGCUCGGUUUGUUGAUAAUGGGUCAAUGAGGGUACUAACCUUUUGAUACUAAGACUUUUUUUCUCUGAAUUGUGUUUUAUUUCUGGAGUUAGUUUGUGAGAUGACAGCCGCACAGAAGCAACAACCUUUUUUUCCAGCAGUUCCUGAUAGGAGAACUUAACAGGAACGUUUUAAUGAUAAGGACUCACUUUUAAACUGCAGUUUUCCAUGUGAGGGGUGCCUUCAAGGACUGUAAUAAGGCCUCUUUGUGAACUGAAUUCCUUGUGCCUAAUACUGGUAGGAAGGUUUGUCAUUUCACUCUGAAGUGUUUGAAUAAAUGACUUUUUGAUGCA